This is a messenger RNA of Mirounga angustirostris (Northern elephant seal), 9085 nucleotides long. It is a transcript of the gene RHOJ, whose product is annotated as ras homolog family member J. The transcript is spliced from 5 exons. NCBI's taxonomy places the organism in Eukaryota, Metazoa, Chordata, Mammalia, Carnivora, Phocidae. Gene Ontology annotation, biological process: Cdc42 protein signal transduction; endocytosis; establishment or maintenance of cell polarity. The record is from RefSeq and is a predicted model, not a curated record. The coding region runs from base 352 to 1062 and encodes 236 amino acids. Gene Ontology annotation, molecular function: GTP binding; protein kinase binding; GTPase activity.
GCUGGAGGAAGCAAGGGGAAAACUCCAUUAAAAAGCCCAGCUUCCCUCCAUGUUAGAUGUGAAGUGGAAAAAGGGGAAGAUUUAGCAGAAUUCCACCGUGUCUUCUAGCCAGGCUGGAGAGGGGAAGAGCACAGCGAAUUCGGAGGAAAAAAUGAGGGUUUCUUAACUCAAACUAAAGGGGAAAGGGACAGAUGCUUUUAAUCAUUCUCCCAAAUGUGUGCCACCUUUCCUGACCAGUAUGGUAAGCGCGAGGGCAUGUGCCGGCUGCCUGGGACAGGUCCGUGUGAUCCCAGGCGCCCUAAGUAAGGCAGGGUGAUCUCGAGCCCGCCGCUCGCCCGCUUCCCGCGCUCCAUGGGCUUCGGGAGAAGCAGGAGAAGCCACAGCGGCUGCCGGGUGCCGGCAGCUGGAGCCGCCGGGAUGAGCUGCACCGAGCGCGGUGACAGGCGCUGCGGCUGCGGGGCAACGGAGGAGAAGAAGAUGCUCAAGUGCGUGGUGGUGGGGGACGGCGCCGUGGGGAAAACCUGCCUGCUGAUGAGCUACGCCAACGACGCCUUCCCAGAGGAGUAUGUGCCCACUGUGUUUGACCACUAUGCAGUUACUGUGACAGUGGGAGGCAAGCAACACUUGCUCGGACUAUAUGACACCGCGGGACAGGAGGACUACAACCAGCUGAGGCCGCUCUCCUACCCCAACACCGAUGUGUUUUUGAUCUGCUUCUCUGUCGUGAAUCCUGCCUCUUACCACAACGUCCAGGAGGAAUGGGUUCCAGAGCUGAAGGACUGCAUGCCUCAUGUGCCUUACGUCCUCAUAGGGACCCAGAUUGAUCUUCGCGAUGACCCCAAAACCUUGGCCCGUUUGCUGUAUAUGAAAGAGAAACCUCUCACUUACGAGCAUGGUGUGAAGCUUGCAAAAGCGAUCGGAGCACAGUGCUACUUGGAAUGUUCGGCCCUAACUCAGAAAGGUCUCAAAGCGGUUUUUGAUGAAGCGAUCCUCACCAUUUUCCACCCCAAGAAAAAGAAGAAACGCUGCUCUGAGUGUCAAAGCUGCUGUUCAAUUAUCUGAGGCUGCUGGGGGACCGGCCCCCACCCACCUGAGGGUGAGAGUGGCGCCGACCUCUGAGACCAAGCUCAAGCCACGAAGGAGGGCGCGACCAGAGAGGAAGUCCCCUUGCACGGAGCCCUGCUCCUCCACCCCGGGAGCCCCCAUCCCCACCCGCAAGCACAGCGCACCAGCUGCCACGUCCCCCCUUCCAGCCCGAAGCGUCCACAUUGCGCAACCUGUGAGAAUGCUGAGCCCGCCGGAGGUCACCCAGCGACGCUGCUGACCAUGUUGCAAACGAAGGCAAAGACCAUGCUGCGUUUUGCGUGUCCCCUCCACGAACGUGAGGCUGAGGAUAGGAAACCAUCCCCAAGAAACCAGAAGAGGAACUCGGUUCCUGUAUUGGUGGCCUUACCCCGUGUCUUCUACAAAACACAGGAAUACUACACUAACCUUGUUUUCUGAAUCUGUUGUUCGACCUAUGCGUCUUGCAUUUAUUUGUAUUAUUUUAAGAAAUGUACUAAUUUACCAAUUUACUCAGGCCUUACAAGUCCAUACCAAAUUAGCCUAAAGACAAAAUAUUUUUUAUUCAUUUCCAUUUUCAGCCUGUUUCUACCAAAGCUAUUAGAACCAACACGUACCUCUGAAUGCCUGACUGUAAGAAGAAAACAAGAAAAUGUUACAACUUUUGGAAAUGUACAAAGCCAAGAUUUUUUAAUCUGGUUGAAAGAGAAACACCACCUGAAUUGUUGCGGGGCCACAUUUUUGCCAAAGAUUCACCCUGGAAAUGCUUUCGCUGAUGGGUAGCCUUAUUUUUAUUCUAUAUUUAUAUUGUCAUGGCAAAUUACAAAUGAACUGUGUUCAAGAAAGUAGUACUUCUGCUUCUUAAUCAAACUGAUUGGGGGAGAAUAUGGCAGACCUAGGUUUUAAAAUAUUCUCUAUUCAGCAAAGUGAACUUCCCUGUUCCCUCCCUUCCCGGGCUCAUGCCCUUUUCCUCCCUUAAUUUCACUUUCUCCCUUGCCCAAUAACAACCUGAUCUAAAAGAAAGACCUGGCCAUGGGGCAUGAAAAAGUAAAUGUUUAAAAGUCCUCAAAGGUUAAGCAAAGUGUUUCCAUAUUUCCACUUGCUUCAACCUGAAGGGUUUCUCAGCUGGGUCCCCUUGGAACUCUAAGGAACUAAAUGACGUUUUCCAAGUGCAGCUGGUACUAAUAUAUUGCCUCUCCCUAUUUCCUACACUCAUUGUCCCAAAUGUGCAUUUAGGGGAUGGAUCUGCGGGUACCAAGCUCUGAAUCUGUUUAUCCCCGCUUUCAAAAUGCUGUGUUCUGUAGAACAGGACCUUCGGUCUUGGAAAGUAAAAGCCCCCAGUAAAGAAUGAUGUGCCCUUUCCAUAUGCCUCUUCCAAACAGCCAGGGAUUCUUGUAUCAUAGAGUGAAUUAUUUCCUAGCUUUUAUUUAGAGACGAUAAAGUCUCCUAAUUAGUCUUAUUUGUUUACAGUUACCUUGGAAACACCCAGGUAGGCACUUCACUUUUUAUUUCAAUUGCAUAAGCAAAGUGCCUCUUUGCAGCAUCAAAUUACACCGAUUUUAGCAUAACAAUUUCCGGAUUCACACUCCUUCUGUUGGAAAAAUCCAGUCUUUCUUGUCCCUUCUGCUCCUGGAGGAAAUCCAUAAAAAAGAAACAUAUGAUGUGGGUCUUUUCUGUUAAGACCUUCCAUGACAUCCCCUCAGUUGUUUGGAUUUGUUUGUUUGUUUAGAAUUUCUGAAAGAAGUUUUCCCCUGUUCCACGUUGCAAGACCUAUUUCCCUGCUCUCCCAUCUAGUUGCUAAACAUUUUCUUAAACACGCACAUACAUGCGCGCGCACACACACACAUAUCCCAAACUAAAAGAAAACGGGAGUUUUGUAAGUCAAAGCUUGACAUUUAGAGACAAAUAGGACUUUCUUCCUCUGUAAAUGGAAAUCAACCGUGCAUAAACUAUAACUCUGCAGAGGUUAUGGAUUCAUUCUUUACAAACAAUAAUGAGCAUUUAGCCCUGUAAUAAAUGGAAUGCUGUGUUAGCCAGCUUUGUUGCAUUAUUGCAUAGUUACAUCUUACUAAAGGGGCCAUUCCUCACUUCUCAUUAAUGUGGAUGAAAAAGUCAGAGCUGUAUGUUUGCUCCACCAAGGAGAAUUUUCCAGAUGUGUGCUUCCAAUAGGCGAGUGGUUCCCCAGGCCAUCACCUCCCUACUGGACCACGGGGAUUAACUCGUUCACAGUGAGAAGAUCAUCCUCUCACCUAGAACCAGAACCUGAAGAGAGACUGUUAGUGUCUUCGUGGAGAGGCUCCUAAAGAUCACAGGAGCUCAUUAUUAAAUAAAAUGAUGAAGAACAAAGUGACCUAAAUGAGUGAAUGUCAUUCCACCAAAUUAACUAUGUAUUCCCUGUUUCAUGGCAAGAGGUAGUUCAUUUCCUGCCAUAAGAUUAAACAAAACUAUAUUCUGAAGCCAAAGAUCAGAAGAGAUUUGAAAGAAGGAUCUGAAGAAGGAUCCUUGACCUUUGACCAUCUGCCAAAGUCAAGAAGGGGCAGCCAAUCUCCACUGGAGGGUAGAAUCUUAGCUUUUCAAAGUUAGAAGAGGCCCCAGAAAAUAUAGUCCAACUCCCUCAUUCUACAAAUGAGGAAACUCAAGUCCGGAUGGGUCAAAAGAAAUGUGUGGUGGCAGAGCUGGAACAGACCUCAGCCAUUCUGCUUCUCAUCCAGAGCCCUGAACUCCGCACUGUAAUCUGUUCAUUAUCACAGAUACUAAGUUAUAGUUUUGCAGGUGUAUUAUUGGAGUUGCAUUUGUUCAUCCUACAGAUCUUGGCCCCAUUUCAAAUACAUGACUUAGGCCACUAUAAAUUAGAUAAUCCAUCACACUAGUAAUUACGUAGAGACAAGAAUUUGAUCUGCAGUAUGCUUAGAAUCCACAAUAUACAAUGUACUAUAAUCCCAAUCUAAUUGCACAGUAUACAGCAAUGUAAUCAAGUAGCUGGUUUGACAGAUAUUUUUUUUCUCGGUUAAAUGGUUGGUUAUUUGGCAGAAUUAAUGGACUCCCUGGGCUAUUUUGGAAACACAAAAGACUACCACAAGAGUCAAAGCCUUGUCACGGUAAGUAAUCUGGGCUGAUUUCUGCCAAGAAAAGGUAUACUCAAAGAACAAUUACUGAAUGCAAUAACUACAGCAAGCCUAAACCAAGAAGCAGUAAACUGGGAAAUGAAAAAAAUAAUUCAUACACAUAUGACAGGAAGGAAGUUUUGGUCCUGAGACUCCAAUAACAAUAUGUCUGAUCAUGAUACGCAAAGAACCAUUUGGAAGAUUUCUGGUCCAUAAAAGAAGUGCCAGAUGCAGUAACCAUGCACAAUUUUCAUAGAACCAUCAACGAGGAAAUAAUAUUUAACUGGUAGUAAAGGGGCAAUCACAACCAUGCUCACAAUUUUAGGAGAAAUUAAAGAAAGUUAAACCCCAAACUUGAGGCCAACAAAAAUGUGCAUUAUGUAGGGUGUAGGUUCUUGUGAGCAGUUAAUAACCUCGCCAAGUAGAGUGUUCAAAAGAAAUACUUGACCCGAGAUAAACAUUUAAAGAUGUAGUGUUGCAUUCACAAAGGCAAACUCAUCCAUGAGACCAAAGUGAUAGAAGAUUAGAAAUUGAGGUUUGCUCUAAAGGAAUGUUUGGCACCAUGCUGGAGAUGAUUAUCUAGCCCUUUAUGUCUUCGGCCUCUAUGUUUGGAUGCCAGAAUGCAAAAUGUGCCUUCUCUCUCUACGGUGAGAGCCACAGGUCACCAGCUACUCUCUUACAAGUCAUUGAGUAGGCUGCCCAAGUACAAAUAAGGAAACUCAACAGAAUAUUUUCAUCUCAAGAACCAUUAGGAACAGAAAGGGAAAAAGAAGAUGGGGGAAACCGAGUUUCUUACAAAGGAAAUUAGGUACUUUUAAAAAGGAAUCAUUUAGAGAAUGGAGAGAAAACUAAAACGAAACACAAGGCAAAACACACACACCUGACAAUUCUCCCAGGCAGGGGCUAAGUUCUGCCUGGCCUCCAGAGCCCUAAGGAAGAAAGGAGGACCGUUCAUGUGAAGAGCAUUCCAGAGUCAGCCUAGAGGGCUCAUCAUAUGAUAAUUCUAGAUAAUUCCACCUCACCAUUCCCUAAAAAUGUUGAAAUUCUGGACAGUGCUCUUUGGGUCUUUGGGAGCAAUGUGGUGGGGUCAUCAUGCUCACACCUUCCCUGCUAAUAUGGAGCAGAUGGGGGAAAUUUACCAAGGAAUAUGAGUGAAUCAAUUAUCUUGAAAGUUUUUUAAGCACUAGCAUGACUUAAAAUCUGAAAAGGAUGACUUUGUGAUAUCUGGAAAGACAGUAACUUGUAUAAAAGGUAUGUAUUCAUCUUCAGCGGACUAUCUCCGAAUAGAACGAUGGCCUUUAGCAUGCACAACAACAGUAACAGAACUCAAAAACAUGAGCUAAAGCAACAAUGCCUGGUGCUUCAGUAUCAGCAAAGCCCAGAAAGGAGAUGAAAACGCUGAGCUCCACACAGAGGUAUUUCGGGCUUCAGAGGCUGGGCAGCGCUCGUCGGAGAUCUCUGUAGGUUAGGGGAGGAAUGAGUCAAGGAGGGUCUGGCUCAUCUGUGAAUUCAGGGAUGCAAGUUCAACAACAGUUCUUGGCUUUUAACUUCCAGGACAGGAAACUAGAGUGAAAGCUGCAUGAUUUGUCUUGGUCACAAUCUAUUUUUUUUUCUCCUUAGGGAAUAUUAUGUCAAAAUCCAGAGUCGUUUUGUGCCUGUGUGCUUUAAACAUGUUCUACCCUGGUAAUCGCAUUGUGUCCUGAGUUCUGCAGUGGCUCAGAAGCUUCUUGCUGCUAUAGCCAGAGUGAUUUUGUUGUAUCUUCAGCCAUGUCCUCCGAACCUCUCAGUGUAUGCAGUUAUCUUUGACGAACGGGGUCUGAUCAGUGGUUUAGGGGAUAUGAUGUCUGGGGCAAUAUGAGGAGAGGGUCCCCAAGGCACAGAACUGAGUCUCACCGUACAAGCCACAUUAGCUCCCCGAGCUUCCCAGUAACCCUGCACAUGCCCGUCUUUUGAGUUUGUUAAUUCUUCUCAGGAAGAAAUAGUAAGACUUUCAUGGCAGGAUGGUAUGUUUGGGACAGCUUUGUAAAUACCUAAAAUUAGCACCACCUGCCAUUUUUUAACUCAAAUUUUUAAAGCAAUCCUCUCCUAGAGGAACCAUGGGAAGGAAGGUUAAUGAAUUCUACAUUCUUUGCAUCACCUGGCUUAAAUUGUUUUUUUUGCCCUGAGUAAACAGUAAUUACCAUUUAAGUACAUCUCAGCAGAAUUUUAUCCCACCUGAAACAGUCCAUGUUGUUCCCGAUGUGAUCGCUACAGGGGGAACAAUAGACAAGGGAAGGACUGCCUUUCUUACAACCUGUUUCUUAUGUAACGGCUAUUCUAUGUACACUUUUGUAAUUCAUGGAAUAUUAUUUCACGUUCUCUUUAACCUUGCAGUUUGCUUUAUGCCAUGUUCUGACGUUAAAGUCAUUAAAUAGUUUUUUUCUCCUACUCUCAUUUCUGAGUUUUCUGAGGGUGUCUUCAUCAGCCACGUGAGCAAACUGCCUUCCCCAGGCCUCCGUUAGAAUGGGAAACCAUCCAGCCCUUUGCUUCUCCAAGUGUGUCCUAGGGACCAAUAGUCCGCAUCACUGUGGAAGAGCCAGUUAGUGCUACAGAAACUCAGGCCCAGUCCAGACCUACUGAAUCCAAAUCUGCAUUUUAAAUCUGCACUUAAUAAGACCCCCCAGGUCACCUGCACAUUAAAAUUUGAGAGGGACUGAUCGACGAGAUGACCCACCACCAGUUGUUAAAUCCAAAUGUGUAGCUGCCUGAUGAAGAGACCAUCCGCUUUGUUUGUCCCUCUGAUGCUACCCUUUGGGUAUUCGUUGGGCUAAUAUUUUGUUGUUCGCAUUUAUUGGGUGAAUAAAAAGGCUUCCAGAAGCCUGUCAUGUGAUGCACAGCUGCAGUAAAGCAAUAAUCCUAUUUUGGAAUUAAAAGCAGAAAAAGCAGCAUCUGGUUUGAAAGAUCUGCUAAAUCUGAAAUACUUCUGUUCUUCAAGGUUUUUUGGUGUUUAUAAGGGAGAGAGGAAAAAAUGCCCUCCAAAACUAUUUUCCAUGAAAAAACAAGAAAGAUUCAUAUCACAGGAAGUUAUGAACUUAUAAAAGGAAGAUAAAACAAAUUUCUGAGGCAUAAAAGUUUGGAUGAAGCUUCUGUCUGCAUUGCUUAAGACGUGCUCUAGAUGCCAAAAUAAGGGUUGACCACAAACGUGUCCUCUCAGCGGGGCCUUCCACAGAUUUAUAUCCUUAUUGUCCUAUGCACAGACCAGAGUUGUAUUCACUUAUUCAAUAUAUUUUUACUAAACAUCACUGGGAGCCAUACUUGAUUUCCCCACACACACCCGCCCCCUCCCCCAUGUACAAGAGCUCUUUAAAAAUUGCACGCACACACGCAAACACACGCAUGUGGAAGUAGAUCAUCUUAUUCAAAUCCCAUUGUUGCCGAGUAAAUUCUGAAGGCAAAUCAUACCUACCCUCAAACAAAUGAAGAAAAAGCACAAGGGUCAUCACUUCCUUUGUACCUGCAAAUGGCCUACUAGUUAUCUGGCUGGGAGAUCAGCGAUUCCAACCCAGAAUGACCCGAUGUCAUUGUGCAGAUACAAUCAUUCGGGGACCACCUCCUCUGUGAAGGACGACCUUCCCCGUCUGGCAGCAGGCUUCCCUUCACACUGCUGACAGAGUUCUGACCUUGGUACUCAAAAUCAGGUGUCCUCCUUCACGCUCUAGGCUGAGGGAACCCACCGGUGUCCCAAGAUUCCUUUAAACUGAAGUUACUUGUAAACUGGGACAGCUUUUACAUAUGGGAGCAGUUUGGCUACCAAAAGCGGUCAGCAUUCUUGGAAGGGUUUAGUCAAAUCCCAAAAUAGAAUCUUACCAAAGAUUAUUUUCAUUAUUGCAAAUGUAUCCCUGAUUUCUUGCUCUUAAACCACUGGUCCAAGCCGCCAAAAAGUGCUCCUUACACCAGGGACUGCCACAGCCCUGCACACCCACCCUUCACUUUCUUCCCCAGGCCUCACAAUAAAGCCUGUUUUCUCUCUUCAUAAGAAACUAAUAGAGCAAGAAAAUUGGCAUCAACAAUCAAUCUCUCUUCAAGAAUCCAUUUCCUCGCAAUUUUUAAAUGUUUGAUUUCCAGGCCCUUUAUGGCAAGAGUAAAAGAAAAUCCCAGUCCAAGAUAUCUGAGAGCCACCUUUUUUGAAUAAAAACUAUUCCUACUAAAUUAAGCACAUGGAAAUAAUAAAGUGCUAAAGAAGGGAAACCCCUCAAUCAGAGCCCACUCUUCCCCUCGUCUGCAGCGUACAGCACAGAGCUUGGCAUGAGUGAACCGACGGCACAUAAGUUCUUUUUGGCUUUGUCCUGAAGUUGGCUCAGAUUUUGGUAAUGCUGAAAUUUGCAUCCCAUUUCAAUUGGACUUUAUUUCUCAUUAACUGGUAUUUAUGUUUCAAUAGGGAAAUGUUUCAGCAUUAGCUUCCUGAGGUGGCUCAAGCAGGAGCUAAAAGCUGAACAAAAUCUUCCUCUUAAAAACAUUUCCAACCUAUUUUAAAAUGCUGAUGUCUUAAAUCCACUCAGUAAAAUUGGCUACCCACCCCUCCAAAUAUUUUAAUCUUGAUAUGCAGAUUUCAUAUCUUCAGACAGAAGAUGGAGGUUCGGAACAACCUAGAAUCUUAGAUCACCUCCCUUAGAUGGUGUACCUCGUCAUGCUGUAGACAUACCUAGAUUUAUAAGUAGAAAUCUCUGCAGGAGCAACACAGAGAGGUCAAGAAAGCAUGAUCUGUUCAUACAUUUCCUGUAGAAAGAACAUGCAAAGUAACAGGAUUAAAUUUCUAUUUUAAGUGCAUAGUUCUGCAAGAAUCUUUCCUCGAGAUAAUGACAAUUCUUAAUUCAUCAUAACCUUUUUUGUGUAUGCAUAGUUUAAAUUUAUUUUAAGUGAAUAAAUGCUCUUUUAAAUAA